UUUUUUUUUUUUUAUGACAAGCAGUUUACAGUUCCUGAAGCGUUUCUCUAGUUGUGAAAUUGCUGAUGCUCUCAUUAAACUUGGAAAAGGACCAUGGGCUGGAUAUAUACCAGAUAUUGAUCUUUGGUCACCCAAAUAUUGUGAGGGAGACACGCGCAUUAUAGGCCCUGCAUUUACUGUUAAGAUGGUCGAAAAAUCAGAUACAACUUCACCUAAACCUACUGAGCAUUUCGCAGACGCGGCUCAUGAAGGAUCCGUGGUCGUCAUAUCAGCUCCUCCAAAUGUCAAAAAUGCAGUGUGGGGAGGCCUCAUGUCAGCCAGGGCUAAGGCAAAAGGAGUUCAAGGCGUAGUGAUUGAUGGUCGCGUCCGUGACUUAAAUGAACAUCGCCAAAUGGGUUUUCCUGUAUUUGCAAGGUCGCACUCAAUUUUGCCACAAAACGCCUUUGUACGACCAUCAGAAAUCCAGGUUCCUAUCACACUUUCAAGAGAAUCGCCAGUGAAAGUACAACCAGGUGACAUCAUAGUUGCUGACUUGGAUGGUGUCGUCUGUAUCCCUCAAGAUUUAGUGGAUAAAGUAAUUGAGAACUGUGAAAAGUAUGUAGCGAUUGAUGAUCAAUGCAUGAAAGCACUUAAAAAUGGACAUGGAGUUCAAGAAACGUUUAGAAAGUAUCGCGGCACUUGACGCUCAGGCCCAUCUAAAUUACAUAUUUGACAACUUUCUCUUUAUGUCUUUGGAUUGAUUAAAUAA
Messenger RNA from Gilbertella persicaria, 748 nucleotides. RefSeq names its product ribonuclease E inhibitor RraA/Dimethylmenaquinone methyltransferase. The transcript is spliced from 6 exons. The record is from RefSeq and is a predicted model, not a curated record. Bases 14 to 682 code for a protein of 222 amino acids. NCBI's taxonomy places the organism in Eukaryota, Fungi, Mucoromycota, Mucoromycetes, Mucorales, Choanephoraceae.